UCGCACCGCUUCCCCCCAGCCACCCGCGCCCGGUCGUGCAGCUUCCCCUUCUGCCUUCUGCGGCGCCCCCUUCAUCUCCAGCCGUCCCCCCUCCCCAGCCAAAUCAGGCGAUCUCCGGCGAUGUGAAGAAGGGGGUGAGCGCACAGGAAGAUGAAGGGAGCAAAGCUGCCCGCCGCGGGACAGGCGUCUAGGUGAACAGGAAAAUGACCGAGGAAACACACCCGGACGAUGACAGCUAUAUUGUGCGUGUCAAGGCUGUGGUGAUGACCAGAGAUGACUCCAGCGGGGGAUGGUUCCCACAGGAAGGAGGUGGGAUCAGUCGCGUGGGGGUCUGUAAGGUCAUGCACCCCGAAGGCAAUGGACGAAGCGGCUUUCUCAUCCAUGGUGAACGGCAGAAAGACAAACUGGUGGUGUUGGAAUGCUAUGUCAGAAAGGACUUGGUCUACACCAAAGCCAAUCCAACCUUUCAUCAUUGGAAGGUCGACAAUAGGAAGUUUGGCCUUACUUUCCAAAGUCCUGCCGACGCUCGAGCCUUUGACAGGGGAGUGAGGAAAGCAAUCGAAGACCUUAUAGAAGGCUCAACCACAUCAUCUUCCACCAUCCACAAUGAAGCUGAGCUUGGUGAUGACGACGUGUUUACGACAGCUACAGACAGUUCUUCUAAUUCCUCUCAGAAGAGGGAACAACCGACCCGGACAAUCUCCUCCCCCACAUCCUGUGAGCACCGGAGGAUUUACACCCUGGGCCACCUCCACGACCCGUACCCCACGGACCACUACCACCUCGAGCAGCCGAUGCCCCGGCCCUACCGCCAGGUGAGCUUCCCGGACGACGACGAGGAGAUCGUGCGCAUCAACCCCCGGGAGAAGGUGUGGGUGACGGGCUACGAGGACUACCGGCACGCGCCCGUGCGCAAGGCCCUGGACCCCGCCGAGGACGCGGACUCCUACGUGCGCUUCGCCAAGGGCGAGGUCCCCAAGCACGACUAUAACUACCCCUACGUGGACUCCUCGGACUUCGGCCUCGGUGAGGACCCCAAAGGGCGCGGGGGCGGCGUGAUCAAGACCCAGCCCUCGCGGGGCAAAUCCCGGCGGCGGAAGGAGGACGGCGAGCGCUCCCGCUGCGAGUACUGCAGGGACAUGUUCAACCACGAGGAGAACCGGCGGGGCCACUGCCAGGACGCGCCCGACUCCGUGAGAACUUGCAUCCGCCGGGUGAGCUGUAUGUGGUGUGCGGACAGCCUGCUCUAUCACUGUAUGUCGGACCCCGAGGGCGACUAUACAGACCCCUGCUCGUGCGACACUAGCGACGAGAAGUUUUGCCUCCGGUGGAUGGCUCUUAUUGCCUUGUCUUUCUUGGCCCCCUGUAUGUGCUGUUACCUGCCCCUUCGGGCCUGCUACCACUGCGGAGUGAUGUGCAGGUGCUGCGGGGGCAAGCACAAAGCGGCCGUGUGACUCUGCCCCUCCCUCCCCUCCGCCCACAGCCACCAGGGAACUUGUCUCCCACACACUCGCAUCCUCUCGCCUGCUCCCUGGGGCGCCAUUCCAGCCUGGGGAACCCUCUGGUGGACUCUGCACCUCCCAGCCACUCAUCCACCCCUGCACAGUGUUCUAAAGAAAGGACCCCCCCUCCCCCCCGCAUAGACUCGUGUAUUAAUAAUCUGUAAUCAAGCUAACUGUCUUAUACCUGUGUUGAUUUCCUGCCCACCUCUUCCACCAGUUCAAAGGCACCUGCAGUCGGAACUGUUUUUUGGGGUUUUUUUUGAUGGGUCUUGUAGUUGGUUUUUCCAAGAGCAUCGGAGACUAUCUUUCUCUGGGCUCAGCUUGCCUAUUGCCAACAAGCAUCACCGGGUUCCUGGAAGUGUGAUGUCAGAAUGAUGAAACCCAACCAGAAGUAUUUCAACCCCGCGUUAGUUGCUCUGGCUAGGAGGUGAGCUAGCUGACAAACAAGAUCGCUCUAACUUUUCUAAAGCCAAAUUUCCCAUGUGAGCCGCAGUUUCUAUCUUGAGCCCAUCAUCAUUUUCUGCCCCCACCCCGCCCCCAAAUCUGCCAGUUCUUCAGGAUGCAAACACUCACCCGGAAAAUGACUAAGAAUCGAGCCUUAACUUCAGAUUAACUUGGGAGAAUCGGGAAAAUUCCUUAAACUGCAUCACAUCCUCUCUAGCCAGGACUAGAAAGGAGGUUUCCGGAUUUCCCCGAGUCUCCCCAGUUACCCCUAAGGUAGGACUUUUUAAAACUGUGUCGCCACCACUUCCAAAAAUUUAGCAAUAUUGGAAGAAAAUGCUAAUAAAGUAAAAAAUUU
Messenger RNA from Myotis davidii, 2301 nucleotides. It is a transcript of the gene SPRED2, whose product is annotated as sprouty-related, EVH1 domain containing 2. Gene Ontology annotation, biological process: negative regulation of MAPK cascade; multicellular organism development. Gene Ontology annotation, molecular function: protein kinase binding. The record is from RefSeq and is a predicted model, not a curated record. The transcript has 6 exons. Lineage: Eukaryota; Metazoa; Chordata; Mammalia; Chiroptera; Vespertilionidae. Bases 204 to 1454 code for a protein of 416 amino acids. Gene Ontology annotation, cellular component: membrane.